AUGUUUUGGCUAGAGGGUGAUUAUGAAUCGAUAAAGAACGCAUUCCAGUUCUGCGUGCGGGUGGAUCCUUGGCCCACACUCUUGUUUCAGCCAGCUUGCCCCAUUAAAAAGGAUUUAAAAUGCAAAGGUCUUCCCCCUCACACGCACAGACGAACAGAUCUUUACCGUAUGGGUCAAGACUCGGGCUUUCCGACCCCAUAUGACUUGUUUUCAACGGUGGUUGUGAAAUACGGUGGAGAAUUUGGUGGAAACGCCUCUGUUCAAAGCACAGUAAACAAUGUACAUGUAGAACCAUGGUCGUUUUAA
Trypanosoma grayi is the source of this 306-nucleotide messenger RNA. RefSeq lists its product as hypothetical. The coding region runs from base 1 to 306 and encodes 101 amino acids. The record is from RefSeq and is a predicted model, not a curated record. Lineage: Eukaryota; Euglenozoa; Kinetoplastea; Trypanosomatida; Trypanosomatidae. The transcript has a single exon.